Messenger RNA from Nerophis lumbriciformis (worm pipefish), 2133 nucleotides. Lineage: Eukaryota; Metazoa; Chordata; Actinopteri; Syngnathiformes; Syngnathidae. The record is from RefSeq and is a predicted model, not a curated record.
AUGACAGGUUUCGCCUUUCCCGACUGGGCCUACAAGCCUGAGUCGAGCCCGGGAUCACGGCAGAUCCAGCUGUGGCACUUCAUCCUGGAACUGCUGAGGAAAGAGGAAUACCACGACGUCAUCGCGUGGCAGGGUGACUACGGCGAGUUUGUCAUCAAGGAUCCGGAUGAAGUGGCCCGGCUAUGGGGGGCCAGGAAGUGUAAACCUCAAAUGAACUAUGACAAACUGAGCAGGGCACUGAGAUACUACUACAACAAGAGAAUCCUCCACAAGACCAAAGGCAAGCGGUUCACGUACAAAUUCAACUUCAAUAAGCUGGUGCUGGUCAACUACCCCUUCAUUGACAUGGGCUCUACUGGAAACAAUGUGCCUCAGAGCGCCCCGCCCGUCCCUUCCGGUGCAGGGACCCACUUCCGGUUCCCUCCCUCCACACCCUCGGAAGUCCUCUCCCCGAAUGAGGACCUCCGCAGCCCGGGCAGCCUAUACAGCUCGGUGGCCCGUCGCGUGGCCCGCGGUUCCGUGAGUGACUGCAGCGACGGCACCUCCGUCAAUUCCGAGAUAGAGGACGGCAUUACGGGUGGCGGGGAGGAGAGGGCGGAGAGGAGUGUGGGUGGAGGAGGAGGGCCCCCGGGUGGAGGCUACAGAAGCAUCAUUCACCCCCGCUUGUCUCACGAAGCUCUGUUCCGUUUAUAUGGAGGAGCAGUCAACCCAGGUGCUCACCCGGGAGCCCGUGGCCACGCCGGACACCGUAUCCACCCAGAACCUUUGUCCCCCUUCCCCGUGUCCCCCCUGCCUGGGCCUGGUGGACCGGGCCUCCUUGCCCCGCCUUUGUCCCCAGCUCUCAGCAUGACUCCCGCGUCCCACCUCCCUUACACUCCCUCCCCCACGCUCUCGCCCAUGCUGGGCUCCCACUUCUCCUUCAACCCAGAGGACAUGAAGCGCUACCUUCAGGCCCACACGCAGUCUGUGUACAACUAUGGGCUUAGCCCCCGGGCUUUCCUACAGUACCCCAACAUCGUCAUACCACAGCCUCACCGGCCUGCCGCUGACAAGGUGGGUCUAGGCGGCGACCGUGGCGCGGCGGAGCGGGCCGAGAGAGAACGAGGUGGUGAGCGGCAACAUCACGCCCCGCUGUCUCACUCCCACCACCACCAUCCGCACCAGCCUCACUCCGCCCACCCUCACCCCCAUUCCCACCCGAUGCAUCACACGCUUCAUCUGGGCGAGGAGCCCCCGCACAUGUCCCCAUUCAAAUUUAAGCUGCAGCCUCCGCCGCUGGGCCGCAAGCAAAGGGAAGGGCAGUGCCAGAGCAAAGCUCGGCAGAGCUCGUUGUCCUCCGGCUCGGGGUCAGGGUCCAUAUCAUCCACCUCAGGCCUGGGCUCCUCGCUCUCGUUCGGCAGUGACCUGAGCUCGGCCAGCGGCUCGGGCCUCAUCUCUGCGUCGUCCUCCACGCAGUCGCUCAACAGUGCAGGACUUCCCAAGAUCAAGGUGGAGCCCAUCUCGGACAUCGAAUCGGAGGAAGAGGUAGAGGUGACUGACAUCAGUGACGAAGACCCCGACGAACGAGAAGAAGACUUUGAGCUCUUUGCGCAUCAUCUAUCUAGAGCCCCGAAUCACAAUCACCGCCACCUCAUCUCCAACGGCUUGGCCGCCCACUCGUCACUCCCUGACGAGGACCUGGACGAGGACGUUUUCAAAGCCCCCGCCCCGCCCCCCUCCGGCCUAAUGCCAUUCUUGGCGUCGCAACACGGUUACUCCAACGCCCACCGCGGGUCGACCAUCUUGAAAACUGAGCCCAGUGAGCCCGCGGACGAGAGUCCUCCCCCACAUCCGCCGCCUCAAACCAAGUGCAUCCCCCUCAAGCUACGCUUCAAGAGGCGCUGGAGCGAAGACCAGCGCAUGGAGGCCUCGCAGGAGGAGUCCGACGACAAGAAAGUCCGACCGCAUGAGCAGAGGGACCGGCAGAGCGACCGGCACAUGGAAACGGAGGACGACGGGUCUGGAGAUGGGGAUGGCCACCCUCUGUCAGCCUACCAGAACUCCACAGUCCCGCCAUUACCCGCGCAUCGACGAGUGAGCGCAGAGCUCCAUCGGGCCACGGCGCAACUGUCUCUGGAGAACAAAGACUGCUGA